This is a messenger RNA of Cylicocyclus nassatus, 1221 nucleotides long. NCBI's taxonomy places the organism in Eukaryota, Metazoa, Nematoda, Chromadorea, Rhabditida, Strongylidae. The record is from the annotation of a GenBank genome assembly.
AUGCAUGUGCGAUUGGCGGCCCUGGCCGCGUGGCUACUGUUGAGCGCGGCGGCAACGCCGGCGACAGCAGAAGAGCUGAUGACCUUGGACGACGCGUUUGCACGCGUGGCCCAAACCCACCCCGAGCUGCGCCUGGUCGAUGCGCGAGCCACGGUGCUCGCUGCCGAGCGCGACCAGGCCGUGCAGCGGCCACCGUGGACGUUGGGGGCGGAGGUUGAAAAUGCGCUGGGCACGGGCGCGGCCCGUGGCCUGGACAGCGCGGAGUUGACCUUGAGCCUGAGCUCGGUCCUGGAGCGCGGCGGCAAGCUCGACGCCCGCCGCACCUUGGCCCAAAGCCGGAUUGAUGCACUGGCCGUGCAGCGCGAGACCGGGCGGCUGGACCUGCUCGCCGAGACGGCGCAGCGCUAUUUGGCCGUUGUCGGUGCCGACCGGCAACGCAGCCUGGCGAACAUGGAUGUCGGCCAGCGCCAGCGGACCGUCGCCGCUGCCCGGCAGCGCCUGCAGGCUGGCGCGUCUCCCGAAUCGGUGAUGCUCACCGCACAAGCAGCACUGGCGAGAGCAGAAUUGACCCGUGAUCGGGCCGAGCAGCAGCGCAUUGCCGCCCGGCAGCACCUUGCUGCCCUCUGGGGCGAACGUGCUCCGAGCUUCGAGGUGGCCGCGGCGGAUCCCAUGACCCUGCCGGCGAUCGCGUCCAUGCAGUCGCUGGCCGAGGAAUUGGAGCGCACUCCCGAGUUGGCGCAGUUUGCCGAUGCCCGCCGGAUCGCGCAGGCACGACUGCAGCUGGCGCGUUCGGCGGCCUCGCCGGACUUGUCCCUGUCCAUGCCACUGGGCAGCCGCAGCCGCGCGCAGCCGGAGAUCCGCGCCGGCGAAGCCGAGCUGGAGGUUCUGACGAUCGAGCGCGAGGCCAAGGGCCUGUCGCUGUAUUCCACGCUGGUCGAAGCCCAUGGUCGCUACACCGUGGCGCAGGCCGAGGUGGCACGGCUGCAAGGCGAGGUGCUGCCGAAGUUGGCCCGGGCUGAGCAGGCCGCCGAGCGCGCCUAUCGCGCCGGCGCGAUCAGCUACCUGGAAUGGGCACAGCUGCAGUCCGAACGCACGGCCAUGGCCCAGCAGCAGCUGGACGUGGCGCUCGAUGCGCAGCGCGCCCUGAUCGAAAUUCAACGCCUGACCGGCCAGGCGCUUGUCGCGCCGCCGGCGGCUGCUUCCACCGGAGAGACCCCAUGA